AUGUCUCUCAAUUGGGUAAUGCUCGAUGACCAGGAUGGCUUCGUCCGUCUUCCCAACGAACGGUUGAUCUACACCUCGCCCCCUCGCACUAGUGUCUCCUUGACACCACCGUCAGGAUAUAAAGGCGCAGAGAAACUUUCAGUCCACAGCAGUGCCGGCUGCAUCCACCUUACCAACCAAAGGGUUGUCUAUCUUCCUGCAUCCAAAAGUAAUGACUUCCAGUCAUUCUCAUCACCUCUCUUGAAUGUCCGCGACUCCCAUGUGUCUGCACCAUUCUUUGGACCCAAUGUCUGGACAGCUCUGGUGCAACCAGUAGCCGGGGGUGGUAUUUCACCAUCUCUGCCUGCCAUUCAACUGAAAGUGACAUUCAAGGAGGGUGGGGCCUUUGACUUCCACACGAACUUUGAGCGAAUCAAAGAAAGACUGCAGCAGGCUGUGGAAAACACAAGCCAAGGCACUCGGGGCCAGCAGAACGUGGAUCUCUCAGCAGUUCAUCUGGAAGAAUUGCCUGCAUACGAAGCUCCGCCCAAUGCGAGAUCCACUCAGGCACCAGAAGACUCACAAAGCAAUCGAGUAUCUGAUGGAGGUUCCGAGCCGGCAGAACCCCCUCCAUGUUACGAGGAGGUUCAGUCGCAAAGCGUAGCCCAGGAAUUGGAGGAGAGGUUGCGACGGGCCAGCUGA
Molecule: messenger RNA, 681 nt
Organism: Penicillium paradoxum
Lineage: Eukaryota; Fungi; Ascomycota; Eurotiomycetes; Eurotiales; Aspergillaceae
Product: GRAM domain-containing protein
Exons: 3
Coding region: 1-681 (226 amino acids)
Biological process (GO): positive regulation of DNA-templated transcription
Cellular component (GO): nucleus
Molecular function (GO): chromatin DNA binding; transcription coactivator activity
Source: RefSeq, a predicted model, not a curated record